CUGGCUGCACUUGGUAUCUCGUAUUGGCGCCAAAUUGCUAAAAUAAGAAACGAUUGUGGCGCUGUUAUUAACUCGGCAAUAACCGCGUAACCGCGGAUUUUACUUGGCUGAGUGUUUAUUUUGAAAUAUCCAAGACAAAUUUAAAAAAAAAAAACACAAAUCGCACUACAUUGAACGACAUUUUGCUUACCAAAAUUUUACACUCGGUCUCGAAUUGCAAAGUAUUGCUCAAACAGUAGUUAUGUUAAGGGAAGUGGUUCAUAAAAAAGCUAAAGUUGUGUAAAGUACAACCUCAAUUGUCUGCUCCCAAAAAAAAAACAAAAAAGAACGACAGUCAACUGAGCUGCAAGUUCCCUCUUGGCUAAAGCAACGUCGUCUCGCGUUAACAAGCCAGCAAUCGAGCAUUUGAUAUAGAACACCAUCGCCCAGCUCAGCAGAAUUUUCGACAGACACUUGCAAUCGCAUGUCAACUGCAACUCUUCCAUUAACAAAUCGAAGCAAACCACCAAACUCGUAUGCACUCACGUCGUGGCGAAAACAGCGGUCAAUUGCAUUUAGUUGCAAACUAUCUACCAGUGCUGGCAGCCGAAGCACACCACAACCGUAAAUCGAUUACACCGCGUGAAACAACGGUCUAUAAAAAUGUCACAAAGGGAAACAAAAAGUGCAUAUGCAUAUACCACUAUAAUUAUCUGGUUGAUCGGUGUUAUGAUAGCAACACUGCACACCAGCCUCGCGUGGCACUUAGCACAGACCGGCCUCACCGAAUCCUAUCGCGUGCGCCACCUAUCGCUUUAUUACUCACGUGUCUUCCUCUGUAUUAGCGUGGAGAGUGAACUCUUUCCCACGUUGAUCGCCACCAAAUGGCCGGAAAAUUUCGUACCCCUGCAAAGCGCGAUAUAUCCGCAUAGAUUCGCACACGCUAAUGGCAAUCGAAGUGACUGUGAAUUGAUACAGAAGGCUAUAUGGACCCAGGUGGACAAUUUGGGACGUUUGUGGGUGUUCGAUGCGGGGUGGGAGCCAACGCCGUCGGCGUCAGAUAAGAAGGUGGAGAAAACGACGAAAAUGUGUUCGCCAAAAUUGCUGGUUUAUGACUUAAUACGCAACGAUGCCGAGGUAUUGCGCAUCGACUGUAACCGCUAUCUAACACCACGUGAUAGUGAGAAAUUAAUCAUCAAAUUGGGUCCCAGUCCAGCGCUGUGUAAAGUGGAAAAGUAUAUUUACUUCCUACGUCCCGAUGACGCACACAUACUCGCCUACGAUAUAGUGGAACAGAAGUGGCAUCGUCGUGCGCUGCUCAGUCGCAAAUUCCAAGGCAUUAUUGAGGCACCGUUUCCAAUCAAACCAAUUGACAUCGCUUUCGGCCAGCAGCGUGAACUACUCUUUGCCGAUGCGGAUGGCAAGCUGUAUGCGACGCCGAACUCACAAUUAAAGACAAAAACAAAGGAAGUCAAUGAAAUCGCCAAUGACUUGAAUGCGAAGAAAUUGCAACAGACGGAGGUGACGAAGAACGACGUGUCGAACUCAAUUGAAUUGGAGUUGUUGGGCAGUUUGCUGGGCCCCAGCAAGGGUAUGAUGGUGGAUGAGCGCACCGGUGCGCUUUACUAUGCCGUACCGAAAUACGGUGCAAUCGUGCGUUGUGCAUUACAACGCAAUUUAACGGCGGAAGACAACGAGAUAGUUUACUUUACAUCGAAGAAUAUACAACAAAUAUUCUUCGGCGUGGGCGGUGCCGUGUGGUUGUUGACUGACCGGCUGCUGGAGCCGAAUGAUCAUUGUUUUUCGAAUAUUUAAUGAUAGCUACGAGUUGUUGGCUGCCACUUGUGGGAGCGAGCUCAUAUACAAAUAUGAUAUAGGAAAAAUAUAUAGACAUACAUCAAAUAAGGGAAAAAAUAAUGAAGGACAAAAAAUAAAGACAAAUAAAUAAAUUAAAAAAUAAAAUAUAAAAAAACAAAAACAAUAAAUAAAAAAAAA
Molecule: messenger RNA, 1974 nt
Organism: Bactrocera dorsalis (oriental fruit fly)
Lineage: Eukaryota; Metazoa; Arthropoda; Insecta; Diptera; Tephritidae
Exons: 2
Coding region: 643-1794 (383 amino acids)
Cellular component (GO): extracellular region
Source: RefSeq, a predicted model, not a curated record